AUGUCAACAACAGAGAACACAACAACUGCUAUCGUUCAUGAAGCCAUAAAUGAAGAAUACGAGUGGGUUCAGUUUAACAAACAACUCCGUCUCAUUCGUUCGGUCAAAGACGAUAUGUACCAAAUGCAAAGUAUUUUGACAGCAUGUUUUGCUCCAGACACUAAACACGCAGACGACUGGUUCAAAAACCAAAGCACACAAGAACUUUUGAGUGAAAUUUCUCUAGACCGACUUUUUUCGGUCUUGCAUAAAACACAUGAAAAUCGUAAAAAUUUGCCAAUAAAUUUAAGAGGUUAUUAUGUUCAUAGACUUUUAGUAAAUGCAGUUGCAAUGUGGGCUUCUCCUCGUUAUGCAUGGCAUGUUUACAGACUUCUUGACGAAAUUCAUAGACAAGAACGUGGAGAGAUGGAAAAGAAACUUCAAGCAAAAGAUGAAGUCAUUGAAUCCAAAGACAAAAGCAUACAGAAAAGAAUACCACGUUCAGUACCAAAAGGAAAGGAAAAGAGUUAUAAGUAUAUGAUAUAUACUGAAGAGUUGGAGAAAGAAGAAGAUAAAGAUAUGGUUAUGUUGCAUUUAGUCAGAAGAAACAACAAAAGCUUUUAUGACCUUGCUAAGAUUUACAAAUCUGACAGAAACUGGUUCUAUCGUGAAAACUUACCGAUUUCAAUGACACCGAAUGAGCAAAUAAAGGAAAUUGUCAAAAAUACUCUUCCUCAAACACACUAUGACAUCAAAGGUUGCACAAUACUUACAUUCAAAGAAGACUUAACAUUACUGAAGGAAAAAAUAACAGAAUAUUUCGAUAACUUCAAAGAGGAAGAAUAA
Molecule: messenger RNA, 825 nt
Organism: Trichomonas vaginalis G3
Lineage: Eukaryota; Parabasalia; Trichomonadida; Trichomonadidae
Product: KilA, N-terminal/APSES-type HTH, DNA-binding family
Exons: 1
Coding region: 1-825 (274 amino acids)
Source: RefSeq, a predicted model, not a curated record